This is a messenger RNA of Daphnia carinata, 5172 nucleotides long. RefSeq lists its product as uncharacterized. The transcript has 11 exons. Bases 410 to 4957 code for a protein of 1515 amino acids. The record is from RefSeq and is a predicted model, not a curated record. Lineage: Eukaryota; Metazoa; Arthropoda; Branchiopoda; Diplostraca; Daphniidae.
GCUAAACACACAGCGCAGCGAGAUCUAAAUUCAGAAAAAAAACAGUGGUGUUUAAACGAUUACGCAAAAUAUGUAUUUUUUUUUUAACAUUUUGAAGAGUGUUAAUUUGGACAAUGUCGUAGUGCAACAUUGGCGACGACAGUUGCAUGGCGAGUGGUGACAUGGUGCCAAAGAAGUCAUAUUGUCCUUGAUUUGGGCUACGUCGCUGCAAGCUGUAGUUGCAUAACGUCACCUUCGGAAUUCCCCAUUUCACGUGUCUAAUGGAUCCGUAAGAAAAUAGAGAAGACGGCACAAAAGAAGUUCAUGUCCGAAAAGUUUAUCAGUGAAGAAACCUGCGUAGAUCUGCACUGUCCUGGUGAAACGUGAAAGCCACGGAAUGCGCUGUGAAACAUUUUUUUUCUGACCCGAAAUGGCGUUCUCUUUACAAGGUGACAGUGACCUGAACACCGAUAGGGAUUUCGAAUACGUAGCAGACGCUGAACCCAUUUUAGAUAAAAAUGUGCCCGCCAACGACAGCAACAAAUCGAAGGAUCGAGUAGCUGGAGCUGAUUUUGAUGCUAAAGACGCGUUGAUUGAUGGACAAGUUGAUUGCGAUGAUUUGCUUAGCAAUUGCGGGAUGCCGUCAAACCCUGGCGAAUUUAAAAUCGAAAACAGUGCUGUUGAAAUCGCUAAUUCUUCAAGUGUUCAUAUCGGCAACAGUUUCCAUCAGAAGACGGAUAUAAAGUUCGACAGAGCUACAUCAGUCAUUGUUGAUCGACGCCAAUGGAAUUAUAUAAACUGUUCGGAUACCAAAAAAAUCCCAUUUCAAAGAUCGGAGAGUCAGAUGGUUAUUGUUAGCAAAGUUCAAACUUUUAACCAAGACCGAUACCGCAAUCGAUUAGCUUAUUUCACGCCUUUGCCGUGGUGUACCUGGUUCAGUCCACACCUGGACAAUCUUUACACGGCGCUACAGCUUGUCACAACUGAUCGCUUCGAUGGACGAUCAGGCCCAACUGUUAUAUCCCUUGAACAGAUUGUGCAGGAAAAACAGAGUGAAUUUCCCCUAAACAAUGGGACUCGUCCGUGUCGUGUGCUCAUUGAAGGCAAUCCCGGAUACGGGAAAACCACGCUGACAUUGAAAAUGGCCUCAGACUGGGCUGCUAAAAAGGAGUAUAUUGACAAUUUUCAUCUUGUUUUUCUUAUCCCACUCAGGGAUUUCCAGGGAGACUUACAGAGUUAUCUCUUUAAUGAAUUCUUUCCACAACACGAAUCGUCGCAAGACCGGGAUGAUUGGUGGAACUACAUCAAAGAAAAUCAUAAAAGCAUUCUUUUUAUCCUAGAUGGGCUCGACGAAUUAUCACCAGAUCACCGUGCACCUAUCGAUAUGUUACUCAAGGGCAACAUAUUUGAUAAGGUUAGUGUCGUGGUGACCUCGAGAUCCAUUUCGUCGGACGAUAAUAUUCUGAGUUACUUCAAUCGGCGCAUUGAAAUCCGCGGUUUUGGCACUGGACAAACUGAACAGUUUAUUCAGAAUUAUUUCCAAAUUAAACAGAAGCCGAAUUUAGGCACCGAGUUGAUUAAUCUGCUCGAUGGGCCUUAUUCAAGUAGCCGUCACUUGGCAUCUUGCCCGUUGACCUGCCUUUUCCUAUGUGUCGUCUUCGAAGAUGAAGGCAACGAGAAUGAAGAAAAGGGCUUAAAAACCAACGGUGUCUUGCACAAAAUGACCCAAAUCUACCAAGGAAUUGUUAAUUGGCUUAUUCGGAGGGCUCUUAACAAGAAACAGGUCUCUGUAGUGCAAGAUGGACCAUCUACAGUGUCUCCGGUGUUAUUUCCUACACAGCACGAUUACGAAAAAGCCUUAUCGAAUUUCGGUCUUCUUUGCCUCCACGCUUUGGCCCGAGGUGGCACACAGUUCACGCACGAGCAGUUAAAGGAACUGCCUGACAACAGCUGUGAAUUGGUGCUGGAAUUGGGACUGAUGGUCCCUAGGAAUUCACCCCGUAACACUACGCUUUGCAUCCCUAAAAAUCCAUCGUACCAACCGAUACAUAAAGCAUUCCUGGAAUACCUGGCUGCAGUGUACCUUUCCGGUUCACUUGAACAACGAUUUGCUGAACAUAUUAACUUCUUGCAAUCACCGUCCAUAUCGCGUGAAAGCAUAAACUUGAUCUUCAAAUUCUUGGCGGGAUUGUUGCAAGAAAACGCUGCCAUUUUCUUUCGUUUACAUCAUCUUUCUGCGUUUGAGUUGCCGGUUAUCACGCUCUUUGAGCUGCUACGCGAGAGUGGUGCCACCACGGAGAAUGUACGCGCCUUAUCAACGAUCCUUGACAGCGAAAUCGUUGUUGUUCGAUCUAAUCAGAUUGAACUGGAUGGGUGGGCAGGUCUUCUUGCUGAGCCCGACUGUCCUAUCCGUUCCAUAAAAUUCGUUUGGGCUGACGCCCCAUUCAACAGUGCCGCCCUGGAUCGCUUUUUUACAGCUUUUCAGACCAACCGUUCUGUUAUUUGUUUGGUUAUGAGUGGAGCCUGUGGGCUCGCACCAGACGAGAAUGACGUUGUUGCCAUGGGAGCCUUUACCGUCCAGGCAUUGAAGAAAACCCAACUGCGCCACUUCAGUCUGCACUUGGUCGGCGACACAUGGGCCCCUAAAGUUGUUACGGCUGUCAACAACAUGCUCAACUAUCGCUAUGUUGCCUUUUCGUUGACGUCUAUAAAGAUAAGCGUCGAUAUUGGCACUCAGCAAGUCGUCGCUCUCAGCCAGGGUCUGCGCCAAUCAAAUGUUAAAUCUCUGGUAUUGUCAAAACUCUCGUGCGAGCCAGAAGGAUAUGCUUCCAUUGCAUUACUUUUAAAAUCACUCCAGCAUCUUUCAGUAUCCCUGAAUUUACUGAAAACGUUACCUCCGUCCAGAGUAGACAAUCGUUACGAAGAAGGCUCACCAGGAGACUUGCAAACUUUGGAGUCUUACUUUAAAGCUGCAGCCCGGCAACGCGCGGGAAUUAACGUUCUGGAACCUGUUGGUUCAAGAAAGUCUAUUGAUACGACCGCUGUCUCGUCAAGCUCAGUGAAACGUGAUGACGAAAGUGCUUACAACGAAGCAAACCUAUUGGCCUUGAUUUUGUCGGUGUUGGAAUCCAGCAAUCAUAAUGAUUUCAAACUUCAAGACGGACUGAGAUUGCCAGGUAUCGUGGCGCCAAAUGCACUUGGGUUCUUCAAAUUAAAUGAACCUGAAUGCCAACUUGGCACCCAUGCAAGCGGAUUUCAUUCCCUUUUUAUCGCCCUCCAAGAACCCGAGUGCCAAUUAUCAAAGUUGGAUUUGACGGGGUGUUUUCUGGAACCGAUGGAUUUGCAUUGUUUAGGACAAGCCACACGUCGCAGUCACAGUUUGAAGUCACUACGCUUAGCAAAACUAAAAAAAUUUGAAGAAGUUCUUCCCAUCUUAAUAAACACAAAUCUGACCUGGUUAGAUGUGUCCUCAGGAUAUAUUAAUAUUGAUAAAGGAUGCAUAAUCAAACUAAUUUAUGCGCUUUCAACUGCCUCUAAACUGGUAUCACUUUCUUUGGCCGGAUGGAAAUUUACGAUCGAAAAUAAUUCCGUUCUUAGGAUAGUGGAUCGAUUGAUGAGAUCUAGUCAACUGGAAGAAUUGAACUUGACCGGUUGUCGGUUUCUCCUGCACAUGUCCUUGCACACUGUACCAUCUGCGGGAGCUUCGUGCAUGUCCUUGAUCAGCCAAAUUGCAACAUAUCAAAAUGACGAACGUACGCCAAGGUCGAAUUUAUCGCAGAUGCUAAGCGCUUUGCGUCUCAAACUGCCCACAACAAGUUCUCGUCCAACGUCUUCAAACGUUCCCGUCAUCACCGCCAGAUUUCCCGAGGACUGCGCAGAAAUGCUGGGAAAUGAAUCGAUCUUUGUCAAACCAGAAACGGAUUUUCACAGUGAAAGCCUCAAUGGCAAAAGUCAAUGGCCCAACUUGACCAAGCUCUCUCUGACAGAAACUGUUGCAACAUUCCAGGGGUUGAAUAAGAAGGAUGUCGAAACAGUGGCUGGACCAGAACUUUUCGUUUUACUCGAUCAACUGAGGAAUUUGACGGAACUGUCAGUCAGUAUGAAACCAAAGAUGCCAGAAAGCGCCACGCCUACCCCUUGCAUAUCACCACUCAACGACAUCAAAACAAAGAAAUUCUUCCGUGCUAUUCAGCGUCGGCUGGGCCGGCAAUUGGAGAGAUUGUGCAUGUCGUUUUGCUCCAUCGCUUGGCAGCGACCUUCGCAAACAGCUUGCACGCUUAUUCGUCGAUUGCUGAAAUGCGAGAAACUCGUUGAACUGGAAUUGAAUUUCGUUCAGUUUUGUGCAGCUGCAGAGUCAUCGUGGUCAGCAUGUCCAGCGACAGCAACCCAGAAAGUGAAUCAGCAGCCACAUAGUACUGGUCAAGGUGACCCGAUUCAUUGGCUUCUGUACGCAGUAGUCGCUGGUUGUCCGCGUUUAAAAGAGCUGUCCCUAAUUGGAACGACAUUGACCUCAACGCAAGCUUAUAAUUUGGGCUUACAGAUUCGUGACAAGUGGAAAGGCGUCUCCCUACGUAUUCACAUAUGGCGUACUAGUAGUGAUGAUCAUCACACUGCCGAAAUCAUCUCGAUGAACUUACUGCAUGAACUGAAGAAAGAUAGCAAAUUCGAAACGGAUUUUAUUGGUGGUUACAGAGCCACUGUUUUGAUCCGACGUCGGAAGCAUCUGUGUGGUCUGGUUUCAAAGCUUAAUGAAAUUAAAACCGGAAUACCCAAGCUACUGCCAUUCUUUUGCCCUUCAAGUAGCGAUCUGUUCAGCUUUCGGGCGAAUGGAACUAACAUUCUCGAAGAACACUUGGAAAAUGAUAAUAUGGAAGAACUUUGUUCUACAUUACCACCUGGCCUGCGAUCACUCUUCGGACUAACGCCGUUCGAUUAUUCGAUUAUGCUCGCUCACAACUGGGAUUCGUACAAAGAAUGACUUUGUCCAAAGGCUAAGUGUAUUAUUUCUUCUAUUUAAAGGAACGUUACGAUUCUCCAUGUGUCCUCUGCAAACUCUUCCACAUCUUGUUAAUUUUGGCAAAACCAUAUCGGAUGGAUUUGAUGAAUCCAGCCGUUGGUAUUCCUUUCAGACUUUGCGUCCAACUUGAAGCUUUCACCGUUUUCUGUACAGCUGCAAAUAAAUAAUAAGAUUUA